CGCCUCCGAAAAACCCUAGCCCACCGCCACACCCUGCGCUUCGCCUCUCCAGAUCCUCCAAAGAUGAAGGUGAUUGCUGCAUACUUGCUCGCCGUAUUGGGAGGCAACGCCAACCCUACCGCCGAUGACUUGAAGGAUAUUCUCGGAUCAGUUGGGUGUGAGGUUGAUGAGGAUAGGAUUGAGUUGCUUUUGUCAGAAGUGAAGGGUAAGGAUGUUACUGAGCUAGUCGCAGCUGGAAGAGAAAAGUUGGCUUCAGUCCCAUCUGGUGGUGGUGCAGUUGCUGUUGCUGCGCCAGCUGCUGGUGGUGGUGCUGCUGCUCCUGCCCCUGCUGCUGCUGAAAGCAAGAAGGAAGAGAAGGUUGAAGAGAAAGAGGAGUCUGACGACGAUAUGGGUUUCAGUCUUUUCGACUAAAAUGUCCACACUUUCUGUACCAAGGCAUUUUAUCUGCAGUUAGGGGUUACCUUGAAGUGUUACAAGUCUUUAUAUGUUACUUGUUUUUGAGUCUGUAGUUGGCCCUGGUUUUAGAUAUUUGAACUCUGAAGUUUUGUUUAGAUAAUGAAGUGAGUUUUUAACAUUGGGAUAUUGCUAAUUAUUCUCAGAUUUUAUUGCAUAAAUGUUUGCCUGGCGUAUAAUCCUGUGCAUUCAGGAUACUUGAUGUUUGUAACUUGAGCUGUGAAUGCUGCAGAAAAGAUUAAUCU
Messenger RNA from Rubroshorea leprosula, 698 nucleotides. Lineage: Eukaryota; Viridiplantae; Streptophyta; Magnoliopsida; Malvales; Dipterocarpaceae. The record is from the annotation of a GenBank genome assembly.